Pochonia chlamydosporia 170 is the source of this 417-nucleotide messenger RNA. Its product is annotated as RNA polymerase II transcription mediator. Gene Ontology annotation, biological process: regulation of transcription by RNA polymerase II. Lineage: Eukaryota; Fungi; Ascomycota; Sordariomycetes; Hypocreales; Clavicipitaceae. Gene Ontology annotation, molecular function: transcription coregulator activity. The record is from RefSeq and is a predicted model, not a curated record. The transcript has 3 exons. Bases 1 to 417 code for a protein of 138 amino acids. Gene Ontology annotation, cellular component: mediator complex.
AUGGGCGAUAGGUUAACGCAACUGCAAGAUGCAGUCGACCAGCUUGCCCAGCAAUUCGUCGCAUGCCUGCAUUUUGUCCAGAGGCGGCACGACCUUGAAACCCUCGGCCCAAACGAUAAAGUCCGCGAUGUAAAACAGGAGCCUCACCAGAAAGAAGUCGACCCGUUGCCCGCUGACGAGUUUGCGGCCGGUCUUAAAGAGCUAUCUCGGGACCUUAUCAUUAAGGAGCAACAAAUUGAAGUGCUCAUUUCGAACCUCCCAGGGUUAGAUAACAGCGAAAGAGACCAAGAACGAAACAUUAAGGACCUGGAAGAAGACCUGAAGGCGGCGGAAGCGCAGAGACAAGAAGCGCUAAAGGAGAGGGACCAAAUAUUGGCAGAGCUGGACACUGUCAUUAGAAGUAUUAGACGGCCAUGA